This is a messenger RNA of Nezara viridula (southern green stink bug), 4154 nucleotides long. NCBI's taxonomy places the organism in Eukaryota, Metazoa, Arthropoda, Insecta, Hemiptera, Pentatomidae. The record is from the annotation of a GenBank genome assembly.
ACGACAAUUACCAGCACUGCUUGAGGAUAGAACUUGAAGCUACCGAAGAACGUUUUUAGAUUGAAUAUUGUUAUUCAGAAAAAUUCCAAUGGAUUCCGAAGAAGCAUUCCCCACGGUAGAACUCGAGGAACGAGACUUGUGGCUUCGAUUCCAAGCACUCACAAAUGAGAUGAUAGUCACUAAGAGUGGGAGGAGAAUGUUUCCAGUUGUAAAAAUAUCGGUUUGCGGUUUGGAUCCAAAUGCGAUGUACACACUCUUGUUGGAGUUCGUCCAAGUGGAACAACAUAGAUGGAAAUAUGUGAACGGAGAGUGGAUUGCCGGCGGGAAGGCGGAAACCCCGCCCCCAAACGUGGUCUACCUCCAUCCGGAGAGUCCCAACUUCGGGGCUCACUGGAUGAAGGAGGCUGUGUCCUUUGCCAAAGUCAAGCUGACUAACAAAGCCAACGGCAACGGCCAGAUAAUGUUGAAUUCGCUUCACAAAUACGAGCCACGAGUACAUAUCGUUAGAGUUGGAAAUGAACAAAGAAAAGUAUUGGCUUACCCUUUUCCAGAGACACAGUUCAUAGCUGUAACUGCUUACCAGAAUGAAGAGGUAACAGCACUUAAAAUCAAGCAUAAUCCUUUUGCAAAAGCAUUUCUUGAUGCAAAAGAAAGACCAGAAAAUAACCAACAAUCAAGAGAUUACCAAACGCAGUGUAAGUAUGAAACAUUUUGUUAAACACUUCUAGAAAAGCCACCUUCUAUAAUUUAAUUAAAUUUAAAUUUAUUUCUAUAAUUUUAGUGUUUGCAACUGUUAGGACACACUCAGAACAAGGACGUCAACCAGUUGGAAUAUGUCUGACCCCUAUAGAUGACAAAAUUCAGUCAGCUAGAUGGUUUUAACUCGACUAGAGAGGCAAAUGUCCUUGUUUUGAGCAUAUCCUUAUCACUAACAAUCUACAAGUUUGAUUGUAUGUGCGGGGAUUUUGAUUAAAGUUAUUAAGUCUGAAAAUGAAAAAAAUUGAAGUGAUUAAAUUUUUAUUGUAAUAUUUUAGUAAAAAAUAAGUACAAUAAAUUAUAAGUAUACAAAAUAAUAAAAAGAAUAUGAAAUAAAAUAAAUAACAAAUCAACAUUAACGUUUGUUAGGACAAUUUUUUCAAUUGUAUAUAUUUACAAUUAUUAUUAAAUGAAUAGCUCAUCAUUUAAUAGCAAAAACAAUCAAUAUUAAUUAAACAAUAAAUAAAUAUUGGCACAAUUGAUAAAUAAAAUUACAGAGCCGUUACUUAUAAAAACUAAAAAAUAUACAUACUUUUAAACUGAUCUUUAUAAUGUAUUUAUGGAUAUAAGAUUAGCUAUGUAUCAUAGAUGUUAUACUAACCAUCUAUUAUUAAAAUAAUUAUCAUUAUUAUUUUAGUGAAACAAUAAACUCUUUUUAAAAUGCUUUGAACUAAAAUCUUUAAAUUUUUAAGGAAAACCAAAAAUUAAACAAAAUAUGCUGCUAACUGAGCCAUCUUAUCUUUUGGUUUUCUUUGUUUGUGUUUUGAACCUCCACGGCCUCUAUAUGACCUGCCCGACUUGGUACGGAUGGAAGCACGAUGAGAUCUAACAAGAGGUGCGAAUUCCAUCGAACAAAAUACGCAUCCUGACAUUUCAGUCAGGCCAUCUGGAAGUUUGGUUUUUUCUUCUUUAUAUUCAACUUUGAGAAUUUGAGCACCACAUUCGCAUUUCCUGUCUUCGACUGAAACCUUUUGAGCAUCAUCGAAUAAAUGUACAAUCACAUCGCACUUAUUACAGCAUAUCUUCCACUUUGGUCCUGAGCCAGGAUCAAGCACAAGGAUGCCUUCACACUCAAGACAGACAGACAAGCCAUUAGCAAUAAGUGACUGAGGACAAGUAGGGUGGGUACACAAAUCACAGCCAGACCCUUUUUUCAUGUCCUUAAAUGGAGGAGAGUUAUAACAAUACGGGCAGAAUGGGAAACUUUUCGAACCAUUAGACCACCACAAAAGUUCGAAGUCAUCAAGAGGACACCUUAAUUCUUUAUAUAUCCUUAUAUUUCCAUUCUGAGGAACUGAAUAAGUCUCAUCGCAGUGAGAACAAUGGAGUCUAGAUGGCUUUGUUUGUAUAUAUUUUAAAUACCUGCGACAUUUACCACAGCGUGACUGAGGCUUUCCUGAAUCUGCCAAAGAUGAAAAAGUAACCUCGAAAAGUUGAUCCAUUCCUUCAAUAUUUGUAACAAAAUACAGGAACUUUUGUUUAAAAAUUUCAACCGUAUGGCUUAAAACAGAAUGGAAAUCUGCUAAUCCCUGAGCUAUGAGAUUCAACUGUUUUUCCACAGCAGAUCUCAUUGUUGGUAGGACCAAAUCUAUAUCAAUUUUUUGGUAACCAUGUACUAAAACUAUUCCAAGCGCUGUCGGUAUUAGUUUUCUUCCUGAACCAACUUUAACAUAGUUUCUUUGGCAUAUAUUAUUAAUAUGAACAGGAAUAGAUGCAUCUGUACCAAUCCCAUGUUUUUCCAUAAGUGUAAUUAAUUCUGCUUCAGUUAAAUAAUCAGGAGGUCCAGUCUGACGUUCAAUUAAUUUCAUUUCUUGAACUGGAAUUUCUUCAUCGAUUUGAAAUGUUGGCAUCACUUCAUUUUUUGGUAAGGACUGCCAAUGUAAAAUGGAAGUAUAACCGGGAGAAGUAAGAGUUUUUCCUGUAAGGGUGAAUGGUUCAGAACCGAUCAUAAAUUUUACAACAUUUAAAAUAUAUUUACAAUCUCGGGCAAGCGUAGAUGCAAAAUGACGACAAAUAUAAUCGUAUACUCUCCAUGAUUCUUUAUCAAGUUCUCCAGCUAACUUCAUAGGGGUGAUCGGUGGAUGGUCACCAGCAUCAUGACCUUUUCUUGGAGUUGAUAAACCAUCUCUUAAAAUUGCUUUUACUUCAGCUCCUAUAUCGUUACUGUUUUGGAGGAUUUUUAAUGUCCCAGUUAGAUCAAAACUUGCAGGAUAGUGAGUGGUUUCGGUUCUAGGAUAACUUAUAUAGCCUUGAGUAUAUAACUUUUCAGCAAUCUGCAUUACAUUUUGAGGUGACAUGCCUAAUAAAGAACUCCCGACUCUCAUUAAUUCAACAGUAUUAAGAGCUAAAGGUCUAGCUUUGGUCUUUUCUUUAUUUUCUACAUUUACAACUUGAGCCAUCUCUGUUCCUUUGAUUGAAUUAAGGAACAUUGAUGCAACAUCUUUCUCAAAGCAUCUUACUCUGUCCCAAUCGAGAGUGAUUUUUCGGCCAUCCGUAAGAGCUAAUUUUGCUUCUAUUAACCAGUAUGGUUCUGGUUUAAAUGUUUGAAUUUCAUCAUGUCGUUUGACACAAAAACCUAAUGUAGGGGUUUGGCAAGGUCCAUAUGAUAUGAGACUAGCAUCAAGAUCUCCAUAUUUGCCUUGAAAAAAUUUUGUUUGGUAACGAGUAAAUGCACAACCAAUCCUAAGAUCUAAUUCUUGUCGAGCAUCUACUGAACGAGCUUCAUUUUCAUUUGGUCUAACUAAAUUUGCCAUUGCUCCUUUAAUUUCUUUUUCAGUAAUAGCAGAAAACUUUGCUCUAUAAAUAUAAUCGGGAUUACCUUGGUACUUCAUACUAUUUUGUACAGCAUGAAUCACUUCAAAGCAUAUAUUCUCCCCUUCCUUAUCACAAUCGAGCCAAAGCACUAAAUAAUCUGAACCUUUAGCUUCCUGAGCAAGAAAACCAGGCAUUCUAAGUUUAGGAGUGGCUUCUUUCUUUUCGGUAGGUGCAGAGAACAAUUCCACUGGAUCUACACUGUCCCAAUUGUUGUAUUUUCCAAUGAAAUCUAGGGCCAUUACAUGACCACAAACUGAAGUCAUAAUAAAUAUAACAUCAUCAUUUUUAAAAUAACCAUUCCACUGAUGAACAGAACAGGCUCCGUUGCUACCCUUUCGAGUUUUGGACUUUCCAUCGCUUAAUAUGCUGGCUAAACUUUGAGCUAGGGAGGGUUUCUCAGCGACCAUAAAUACUUUCUUCAUUUUUAUGAUUGAUAAAUAUCACUGAAUCAAAUCAUAUCAUUUUUCGGAUAGCAAAAGAUUGAAUAGAACACUGAAACGAAUAUAUAUUGAUAAAACUCCCGACGGAGAUAAUAAGUAUACAAGUAAACAACAGAAACCUUUAACUGUAUAACCUUAACCGGC